Molecule: messenger RNA, 686 nt
Organism: Brassicogethes aeneus
Lineage: Eukaryota; Metazoa; Arthropoda; Insecta; Coleoptera; Nitidulidae
Source: the annotation of a GenBank genome assembly
AAGUAACAUGGACAAUACGACAUAAACACACAGUUUAAAAUUGACAAGGUCAAUGAGAGUGCCUCAAUUGAAUUCACGAUGGAAAACGCGAAAAAAACCGAUUUAUACAGAGAAACGCCCGUUAGGUAUCUAGGGUACGCCAAUGAACUGGGGGAGGCUUUUAGAGCCUUUUUGGGCUCAAAAUUAGUCAAUGUAACAUAUGGAAUCGCCAGUUUAUACGUCCUUGCUGACACGACGGAUAAAAGUAUACAAGCCCACAAGACACAUUUCGACGAAAAAAAUCACGUGAAAAAAGUGAUAUUCACCACAGCUGACACGUUAAUAUGGCAAUUUUUAGCUUCGGUGAUUAUACCGGGCGUUACGAUAAAUAGAGUGUGUGCGACAUCGAAUUAUUUGUUAAAAAAAGUGGAAAAGCUGCCGAAGAAUAACAGAAAAUACCUCGUUACUGCAAUUGGUUUGGUGACUAUACCAUUUAUAAUACAUCCCAUAGAUAACAUGGUGGAUGAUCUGCUGGAUGUUAGUUUAAGGAAAUUCAAACCGGAAUAAACAGAGUAGAAAAAGAUAGUUCAAAUAGUUAAAGAGCAAUUUUUGCCAAAUGUGUAUUAUUUUUAAUACACCCUGUAUAUUAACAUUCCUAGCUGCCUAAAAUUUGUGAUAUUAUUUUAAAUAAAAAACAAUAAUAUUUA